This is a messenger RNA of Westerdykella ornata, 2562 nucleotides long. RefSeq lists its product as uncharacterized. The record is from RefSeq and is a predicted model, not a curated record. The coding region runs from base 1 to 2562 and encodes 853 amino acids. NCBI's taxonomy places the organism in Eukaryota, Fungi, Ascomycota, Dothideomycetes, Pleosporales, Sporormiaceae. The transcript is spliced from 2 exons.
AUGGCCGACAAGAAGCGUUCGAGCAGCAGGCUCUCUUCGCUGCUCUCGCUAACCUCCAUUGCAUCAGACAACUCCGAGUCCAGUCCCAUGGCUUCGUCUGAGCCUGCCGGCCGCUUCAGAAAAGUGAGGAAUCGCAUAUCCUCUGCAACCCAUCUCUCGCCCGUUUACCCCCCUCCUGGCACCGCCGCCCCCGCAAACCUCAGCACGACAAUACAACCCCUCGACUCUGCGCCUCCUGUCCUCGCGUCCCCCGACCCUCCCCCACCGAUACCCGCUCCUCGCUCCUGUAGUGAUCCACCCACUCGUCCACACUCUAGCGCUGGUAUAGGGAGCCGUGAUCCUCAGCUGCUCGACUAUUCGAAGCUGAAGAAGCUCAAGCGACGCAGUGCAUUCUUCGCUGGCCCACGGUCCAGCGAUGAGCGACUGCAAGAAAGAGGGCCCCUCGCUUGGAUCGUCGGGCAUCAAGGAAAGCUUCCUUAUGAUUUGACUCUGCUUCUGAAUGGAGAAAAGGUUCCGGAGCUGUGGGACGAAGAAGGUGAUACACUGUUGUAUCUGUUUCCAAGAAUGGCAGGCAAAGGCCCCUCCUUUCGAGUGGAUUCCUCCCUCUAUGCUUCAUCUCAGUAUAUGACUCGCCUGGUCCAUGGCCGAUUGUACAGCGAUGCCUCACUUGCCCCGCAGCAGGGAUCCCGAAGAAACUGGUCAACUACCAACACACCCUCUCGACCUGGGUCACCGGAUCGGAGCGUGACAGAAGGCAGUUCGGACGGAUCCAAGGGCUCGAGGGCGUUGAGCGAUGCUACCGAGGAUGAUCAUUCGGAGAAACAUUUGUACCUGCCAAUACGACUCAGUACAGACAGUCCGCCAGUGACGGCCGCGGCGCGAGAGCCCGGACUUAGCGUUCAGGACAUCGACACUCUCGUUACCUAUCGGAACUUCGUCGCCUUUCUGAUGGGACAGUCGUUAGUGGCAACCGAGCGGCAUCCGGACAUCUUCACCAUUUUCAUGAGGAUCGCCGACAUCUUGGAACAAUACCAAUUCUCCAACUUUGACGGAUCCACCUUCGGCGAGGUUGCUGCAUCCAGCUUCGACUGCUACGUAGACGAGUUGCAUCUGGCCGACGUGAGGGCCAGCCGUGAGAAGACGAUUGAAGCCAUCGUCCUCGGAGAGCGCAUGCGAUCCUUGGCUCUGUAUACCGAAGGCUUUGUCCAUGCGGCAGGAAAGUUUGAGAACAUCAAACAGCUGAGGCACUCCAAAUUCGACUUGAUAAGUCGUAAGACGGCGACGAGGUUGGCGCGGGCAUCCAUGGAUCUGGAUCUGCGGUUGAAGAACACAAACACAAAGCUGGCCGACUUUGACUUUCCCGCCAUCUUCUCCGGCAUCAUGAAUAGUGACACCGCAGACGAAAAGAAGGUGGUUCGGUUCAAGAACUGGAGAGCUGCUUUCAUGGCGUGCCGGUCGUUUGCGCUUGAUUACUACAAGUCAAAAUAUGGCUCAUGGCUUCCGAAAGCGAAGUCGAAGAAGAAUAACCUGACAACGAGCGGACUGAAUCGGCUUGUUCUCCUGGAUCUCUACAACGACUUCUCCGACUUGUACGACCUGCUUGUUGAUCGCACCAACCUGACGACCCGAACCGCAGACGGCUUCAUGACGAAUGACGAAAGCACGGAUUUCGAAGCGGUCGUUCACCGUGCUCUCCGCAAAGUAUUGAGCGAGUAUGACCGUAGUACUCCGCCAGUGCAGCCGCCGAUCCCCUUCGACUUACCCCUCUACCCGACACUCCGAGGCGGCACGGGAGACUAUCCGUCUGGUGAUCCGAAGAAAGACGCCAAAGCGCGGUCUAAGAAGCUGAAAGCAGACGACAUUUCGAGAAUGAUCCGGCAGUCGCAUAAUGCCGAUGCCGAACAGCAUACCGAUUUCUUGGAAGCAUUCCGCCGCUUUGAGCACAAGCAGGCCUCUGGCUGUACCACGGAGGAACUCUGGGAAAUGCGGUCAGGUCACUGGCUAUUCUUGUAUGCUGUGAUUCAGUCACUCCCCAUGUUGGUCGUGGACGCACCCGGUGUUCGCUUCACAGAGGGAGUGGAAUACUUUCUAUGCGAGCCGCCUCGAUCGGGAGUUCCGUGGGGCCGCGAAGACUCCAACCGGGCGAGGACCUGGUUUGGGGUGGCCGGCGGCUCUCAAGUGGUCAGCCUGCCAACAGACGUCGUGGAGCAUGGCGUUGAGGGCGUCUUCCGUCGUUCGCAUUGCUGGAAGAUGGCAGAGAGAUGGUCCAAGAAUGACGCGAUGCUCCAAGCCGCAGUGCACGAAACGAUCGAUUCUGAGCCUCUGCCCCCGCCACCGGGUGUCUUGAUUGAGAAUAUUGGAUCCCACUCUCGCUCGCAGAGCCCCGACCGCCGGCGCGAAAGCGUCAUGAACCUGGGGCUAGAGGCCCUACCACUGCCCGCUACAAUCGGGCCGAGCACCACGCUUGCCGUAAGGCCUGCGUCCAGCAAUGACCCAACAAAAACAUUUGACGCGAUCCUGUCCUCAGCCGAGCUAAGCAAGCCGGGGAAGAAGAAGAGGUAG